Molecule: messenger RNA, 2023 nt
Organism: Pseudocercospora fijiensis CIRAD86
Lineage: Eukaryota; Fungi; Ascomycota; Dothideomycetes; Mycosphaerellales; Mycosphaerellaceae
Exons: 1
Coding region: 13-1335 (440 amino acids)
Molecular function (GO): RNA binding
Source: RefSeq, a predicted model, not a curated record
AGAGUGCAGCGCAUGUUGCAAGACACAAUGUCAUCCUCGCCAGAGCCCAAGGCCGAGAAGAAGCGUAAACGUGACGAGCCCGCCCAUGAAGAGGAACUCGAGAUCGACGUAAACCUCCCUGAACCGCCGUCGAAGAAAGCCAAGCGAAAAGAGAAGAAAUCGAAAACCAAGACACCCAAAGCCGAAAUAGCUCAGCCGGAGGAGACAGGAGCAGCAGUUGACGAUGUGCAUCCCGCACGCAAGGCGCAAGUCAGUGUAGCGCCUGUUGCGAAGCAGGGGGAAGAAACAUCAAAGCGAUCUGACUACGGCAUCUGGAUUGGAAACCUGUCAUUCAAGACGACCAAGGAUGCAUUGCGCAAAUUUCUUCUUGACCGCGGCGGCAUCGACGAAAGCUCAAUCACGCGCGUACAUCUUCCCAUGAACGAUAAACAACAAAACAAAGGUUUCGCAUACAUCGACUUCAACAGCGAGGUCGUGCUGAACAUCGCUCUCACGCUGAGUGAGAACCUAGUCGAUGGUCGCAAGGUCUUGAUUAAGAAUGCGAAGAGCUUUGAAGGUAGGCCAGAGAAGACGAAGGCGGAUAAAGAUGCUGCCGAGAAUGGAGUCGUGAGCAAAAAGCCGGCUAGUAAGCGCGUUUUCGUUGGCAAUCUAGGCUUUGACAUGACCAGAGAUGAGUUGGCAGAGCAUUUUGCACAGGCUGGACAGGUCGAAGAUGUCUUCUUGGCAACAUUUGAGGAUACUGGUAAGUGCAAAGGCUUUGGCUGGGUGACGUUUGCAGACCUCGAAGCAUCGGCGAAUGCUGUCAGAGGAUUCGUGUGGAAGAAGUCAGAAGGACAACCUGAUGAGCCAGAAGAGAGUGAGAAUGAGGUGAAGAGUGAAGAUGAGGACGAGAAGGGAGAUAGCAAGAAGAAGGUGAGGUCUAAGAGAAAGGCGCACAAGCCGAGGAAGUGGUUUAUCAACAAGGUUCGUGGACGUCUGUUGAGAUGCGAGUUCGCGGAGGACAAGGAAACUCGGUACAACAAGCGAUUCGGCAAAGGAGCACCUGGCAAGAGUCAGACCAAUGCUGAGAGCGACGCCAUUACUGGAGCCGACGAGGACGGCGGCGUGAGUCUCGAAGCUCUUGCUGCUGAUGCCGCAGCCGCCAGAGAUGCACCGAAGAAGCGAGAUCCAAAGAUGAAGAAGCUUAGUAAAGAUGAACGCCAGGACGCAAGACGCAAGCAGCAGGAGUUUAAGCGCGAUGCUCGAAAUACAGCCCCAGGCAAGGCUUUAGCCAACGCACCACGGAAUGUGGGAGCUAUCGUGGAAGGCCAGGGCAAGAAAAUCACCUUCGACUGAACGCCUCCCGAAACAGAUGUUUGUGCUGCCUAUGAUCGAGGCUGGCCGAAGUCGCGAGAUCUCUACAGCAUCGCGCGCAAUCAAGAUGGCAUCUGAGACAUGUCUGAUGACGGUCACCUCUUAAUGUUCAGAAAGUCUGUCUCGGAAACUCAGAUUUGUACAGACGCCAAAUUUCGAUGAACAGAUUCGCUCCUACCGACCAGCACCUGCCUGUCUUCCCCGACUCUGACUGGCUUCACAUUCGAAUCGUUUUCACGCGCUGCUGUAAUGCAAGUUUUGUGCAUCCCAUCUUACCCAGCUUACUUGUCGACGAAAUCGAGAAUGGAAGAAUGGAACCUCUGGGCUGGGACGAUGGACUUGGAUAUCGCGGGAAUGGCAGUCCGGUGUAUGCUUUCGCUGCUCUGGCGCGACCUUGUUCGGCGUGUUUGAGGAAGGCUUUCGAAGCGAGCGAGAGGCUGUGGACGAUACGGCAGAUGAGACAUGGUUUGACCGGAAGCUCAAGACCGAACACAGUGGCGAGCGACUGGAGCAGUGAUCGAAUUGAGCAAGACGACGACGACAAAAGUUUUAGGAGUCAGAUCUUUGACAGCUGAAACGACGCGCGAGGUCGAGACGCAUGUCGAAUCCGUCAUCAGAAAUCCUUUCGUAGCGCUCCUCUGCAGCACUGCAAUUAAUUGUGUUCCUCAAG